Messenger RNA from Conger conger (European conger), 2559 nucleotides. RefSeq names its product scavenger receptor cysteine-rich type 1 protein M160-like. The coding region runs from base 1 to 2559 and encodes 852 amino acids. Gene Ontology annotation, cellular component: membrane. The record is from RefSeq and is a predicted model, not a curated record. NCBI's taxonomy places the organism in Eukaryota, Metazoa, Chordata, Actinopteri, Anguilliformes, Congridae. The transcript has 14 exons.
AUGCAAGGCACCGACCUUGCAGGAGCAAGGGAGGACCGGCUUCGGCUGCAGGGAGGGGUGGGGCCAUGCGUGGGGAGGCUGGAGGUCUUCCACGGUGAACGGUGGGGCGUGGUUUGCAACCACAAAUGGCGGAAGGCCAACGAGGAGGUGGUCUGCAGGAGUUUGGGCUGCGGCACCCCCCAGAGCUCCCACACGGACCACACCCUCCCCAACCUGCCCCAUAAUGUCUGGAUGAACGAGGUGAACUGCACCGGGUCAGAGCGCCACCUGUGGGACUGCCCUUUCCCCGGCUGGGGGGUCAACAAAUGCCCCACGUCACAUCACGUCUACGUCCAGUGCUCCGAAACGGUUUCUUUAAGUUUGACGUUUGGCUGUGCCGGUGCUGUUCAGUACACCACGUCAAAAGGGAAGAGCGCUGUGUGCCUUGCAGCCUGGGGUACAAAAGAGGCGAACGUGGUGUGCAGAGAGCUGAAGUGUGGCGAGUCUGUGGGAGAGCUACUGCCUGGGACAUACCGAGCCCUGGGGCGCCCACUCAUCAGCACCCUGAGCUGCACCGGGGACGAGAACUUUCUCUGGCAGUGUGUCACCCAGUUUGGGUCCGGACAAGAGUGCACUCACCCUGUUGGUGUAAUCUGCUCCAAUCACACCGCAGUGCGUGUCACUGGAGACUCAAACCGCUGCACUGGGAGGCUGGAGGUUGAGGUCCCCAGGGUCCUCGACCCCGGGUUCAUCGACCCCGGGUUCAUCGGCAACCGGGUCACCUGGGAACCCGUGUGCAAUACCAGCUUUAAGCUGCCUAACGCCUGGGAGCUCUGUUCACGUCUGCGAUGCGGCGACAGCGGAAGUCUGGAGCCUAGGACCUACACUGUCCAAAUCGCGCUGUUGGACAGUAAAGGGAGAGAGAGUAGCUGUUUCGGGGUGGUACAUGUUAAAAGAAACGGCACAUAUGAGCCAGUGUGCGGCGACAACUGGGAAAUACGGAAAUACAGGAAUAGGGCGGUGAUCUGCAAGGAGCUGGGCUGUGGAGAGGAUCUGGGCGUACCCAACCAAGGCAGGAGGAAAGCGGUGGAUGGACGGUUGAGUCGAGUGCAGUGCCGAGGCUCAGAGCCCAGUCUGUGGCACUGCUUGGCCGGCUAUGAUGAAAUCCACAAGUGCCAAGAGGCCUAUGUGAUGUGUACUGGCAGCAUGAAACUGCAGCUUGUCGAUGGUGUGGGAAGAUGUUCGGGCAGAGUGCAGGUUUUGUAUGAGGGUGAAGUGAAGAGUGUGAAACAGGAGGGAUGGACAACAGCAAGCUUGGACACUUUGUGUGGAGAGAUUAAAUGCGGCAAAAUUUUCAAGAAUGGUAAUGACCUCUUCAGUAAUGGGAAUGCACCGAUAUUGGACUUUUCAUGUUCAAGAACAUUCCAAUCACUUCGUGAGUGUAUUAAUCGUCAACCAUUCCAAUCUCCUGGGAGAAGACAAGAUAGUUUGAAAGUGAUCUGUACAGAGGACAAAAUGCUGUACCUACUUGGAGACUCUCCCUGUUCUGGGAUAGUAGGGAUUGAAAAUGUGGGGAAAAAUUACCGGCUGAUGGGACCGCCGGAGACCUGGAAAAACGACACUGCCACCGUGGUGUGUCGACAAACGCAAUGCGGAAGCAGCAUUCAGGCAAAACUUUUAGACCCACGGGAGCGGUGUGCUGGGAACGUGGAGCUUUUUUUGGGGCAAUGGUACCCCGUUUGCAAAGAGGCUCUGGCCGAGGACAACAUCCGCGCAGCAAUCUGGUGGGCGCGCAUGUUGCUGGGUGAUGGCAGUCCAUGUAAGGGGAGAGUCUUUGUCCUGAGUGAGGAUGGAGAUCAGUCUGCAGUGUCCAUGAAGAACUGGGGUGCCCAGGAGAGUAAGGUGCUGUGCAGGUACCUGCGGUGCGGAGACUUCGCCCACCACAUGGGGAAAAUGAGCCAGCUUCAGAACUGGUGGAGAGAGAGCUACCGCUGCCUGGUGGAGAUGAAGAUCAAUGGAAGUGGAGGAGGCGUAUGUGGACAGCACUGGGGAGAUAGAGAAUCCAGAGUCGUUUGCCAGGAUCUGCACUGCAGUCAGCCAAUCUCUCACAAGAUUGACCAGCACCCGGGGAUUCAAAGUGAAAUAAACUACGUGUCCUGCAGCGGCAAUGAGUCAAAACUCUGGCAGUGCGGGACCAAAAGUGAAGUGUGUGAUGCUGGAUUAGUCUCUGUCACUUGUGCAGAUAGUGUUCAAUUCAACCUGACCGAAACAUGUGGGGGAGAAGUACAAAUUUACUUUUGGGGUCACUGGGAGAUGCCUGAGAAUGAUUCGGACCAUGGGCCCUCCUCUUCCUCUGAAUAUGAAGACAUCGAGGCUGCCAAUGCUGCUCAACUCCUGGAGGAGGAAUUGACAACCCCCGAACUGAACAGGCUGAAUGACAUCAGUGUCGGUGGGGGACAGGUGGAGUCUGAGGAGGACUAUGAUGAUGUCAUAACUGCUCCAGAGGAGGUGGCUUUGGUCGUCGAGCCUCAGUUGCCCCAGGACUCUGAGAGGGCAGCCGAAUCGAUCCAGACUUCCUGA